AUGUCUCAGAUGAUAUCUCAAGCUGGGGAAGAGGGCGGGGGGGAGCAAAAGGCGGUCCAGAGCAACAUCAAGAAGGACGAGAGGUUCGACGUGCGCUGGGAGGGCAUGCCCUUCAAGCACCGCAAGAUCGGCCGCGGGCCCAAGGCCACCUAUGAGAAGGUUUGCAUCAUGCCGCUGUGGCUCCGCAACCUGUGGCCGACGUCGGAGUUCGACCCCUGCGCCGUCUGGGAGCAAGCCAAGGAGGAGGAGGCGGAGGAGGAAGUCGUCAGGGAGAAGGCUGCCGCUGCGGAAGCAGCGGCUAGCAAGGGCUCCAAGGGGGGUGGGUCGAAAGCGAAGAAGGGAGGUGGCGGCGGGGGCAAGCUUAGCAAGAAGGAGACCAUCCAGGCUGAGCAGGCGAAGAAACGUGCCGAGGAGACGAUCGAGAGGGACCUGGAGAAGCUGGGAAACGUGCUCAAGAUGCGCGAACGCAGCAUGCUCUACAGCAUGAAGCUCGAGACGAAGCUCGGCCGGCUCAACCAGAUGCUGGAGAUCUUGGCGGACUCUCUCAAGGCCAACGACCCCAAGACAGCGUUCGACGUGCUGUGGGAGAUCGAGUCCUUCCCCCUCUUCCUGCAGGCGGUGGCGGAGGAGGUUGCCCGCGACGCGGACGCGGGGGGGGCGGGUGACGAGAAGGAGAAGAAGAAGAGCAGCAAGGAGAAGAAGAAGAGCAAGGACAAGGACGAGAAGAAGAGCAAGAAGUCUGCCCCCCGCAGCGCGCCCACCCAGCUGGUGUACGAGUUCAAGAAGACCCUCAAGGCGGCCCGCAAGCUGAGGGACAGCCAAGACAUGACCGAGUACCAGCUCGUCGAGAUGCACGACCGGCUGCCCCCUCUCUCCCGCUUCACAACCGGCUGGAAGCUGGAUGAGUGGCAGAAGCGCGUGCUGAGGCAGGUUGACAAGAAGAACUCGGCCAUCGUGUGCGCGCCGACGUCCUCCGGAAAGACCAUCAUCUCCACGUACGUGACUGUGGCGGCGGGGGCGUCGGGAAAGAUCCUGUUCGUGGUGCCCACGGAACCCCUCGUGUGGCAGGUGGCAGCGCUUUUCAACAAGCUUCUCCGAGGGCAGGUGGCGAUCUGCAUGGACCAGAUCUAUUACCGACCGGAUAUCGAGCUUCGGACUAUCGUGGGCACCCCCAUGGCGCUCGAGACGGCUUUGACGAAGCUCAGGGGGGCCGUGGGGGAUGAGGUCGUGGGGAAGCUUGACUACACGCAAAUGAAGGGGGGAUUCGACUUCGACUACGCCGUGUACGACGAGGUGCACUCGUUGGACAGCGAGGAGGGUGACGCUCUUCAGCGACUUAUCCGCGCGGUGAACUGCAACUUCCUCGCCCUGUCCGCCACCAUCGGAAACGCUCAGCAGCUCAAGGACUGGUGGACUGAGGUCCAGGGGGAGCAGGCCAGAGACCUAGAGGUGAUCGAAGCGCCGGCGGGUGCGGGAGAGGGUCGAAGGGGCUUCGUGCCUCCGUCGGGGGAAGUGUACCUGGAGGAGCACAGCGGCAGGUUCAUCAACCUGCAGCGGUACGUGUGGAUGGGUUCGACGUUCGUGAACCUCCACCCGUGUUCGGCCAUGUCGGUGGAGCUGCUGCAGAGCGGCAGGACGGAGGAGGUUUCCCUUUCCUUCACCCCUCACGACACCUACAAGCUCUGGGAGGCGUUCUUGGAGUUCUACCCGGAGGAAGCCGUAAAGGACCUUGAGCCAGCCGGCUUCUUCGCCAAGUACGAGACCAACCGCAUCUCGCUGCAGCAGGCCAAGGACUACGAAGAGGUCCUCGUUAAGAGGCUGGAAAAGCUGUCAACUGACAAUCCCAAGGAGACCGGCGAUCUGCUCCAGAGGUUUAACCCAGGAACCGUGGGUCCGGACGUGUCCAUCUACGACGCCGUGAUCGACAUGAAGGAUAAGGGGCUGUGUCCGGUGAUCGCCUUCCACCUGGACACCUUCAUGGCCCUAAGCCUCUUCAAGGAGCUCCUUAAGGACGUGGAGGUCCAGCAGCGCAACAAGUACCCCAACUGGGCGGAGGAGCAGAGAAAGAAGGCGGCGGAACUUGCUCGAGUCCGAGCCAUCAGGGAGAAGAAGAUGGACCGCAACAAGAAGGAGGCGGAGGAAGAGGAGAAGGAGGGGGACGACGAGACGAGCGGUUUCGUCGACGUCACCGCGCCUCACCCCGAGUUCGUGCUCUCGCCGCCGAACGCCCGCGUGUCUUCGAGGGAGUUCGAGGACAUCUGCGAGGACCUGGCUCCUCCCAACGGGAAGGGGGAGCUCAAGAACCCUCAGCACCCUUUCCUUCGGGCGCUCCGUCGAGGUUUCGGCAUCUACAUCGACGACGCGUCUUUCUCGCGGUACCGCCGGGUGGUGCAGCGGUUGGCCCAGCAGGGAAAGCUCUCCGUCGUCUUCAGUGACGAGUCGCUCGCGUACGGCGUGAACAUGCCCUUCCGGUCGUGCUGCUUCUGCGGCAGCAUGGAUGGGCUCCUCAACCCCCUGGUGGCGCAGCAGAUGUCUGGAAGGGCGGGGCGCCGUGGACUCGACACGCAGGGAAACCUGCUGUACAUGAACAUGGCGUGGCCGAAGAUCCAGGGUCUCAUGCUCGGAGACAUCCCGGCCAUCGUGGGGCAGGACCCCCAAUACCCUACCAUUGCUCUCCAUCACGCUCUCUCUGCGGAAACCCCCGGAGGCAUGAACUUCGUGGACGCCCAGAUGGGGAGACGAAUGGCCUCGAGGACCCUACAAGAGUUCAACGAGAAAAUUCUGCCGGACGAGCACUACACGGAAACCUCACAGGGCAUCAUGCGGCAGCUGGGCUUCCUGGACGGUGACAACGACCUUAAGGCGCCCAGGAUGCUCCUUGUGGCGGUGUGGGAGCUGCGCAUGUUCCUUCCGGAGUCGCUCAUGCUGGCCCACCUCAUGGACACGUUCAUGGCGCAUUUCGUCACAGGUCGGCACGCUGACCACGCGGAAAACAUCGGGGUCCAGGUCGAGUUCAUGGGACUGCUGGCCAUGAUCGUCGAUAGGGUACCCUGCAAACCGGGGGACACCCCUCUUCGAGAGGUGAACUACUUCACCAAGAACCCCGAGAGAGCUGCCAGGAUGGAGUCCUGGAGCGGCAUCAUCAAGGACUUCCAAGACGGUCUCACUGGCAUGCCUGAGGAGGACAAGAUGCGCCUGCCCGUUCCGGUGGGAGAGCCGUUGGACAGCUCUAUCUUCCAGGUGAUCAGCGCCAACUCCUUCAAGCCGAUCGAACCGGUGAGCUCGUUCGAUAAGUUCCGCCUCAUGCGAAGGCUGAGAAAAAUCGGGGGCAUCCUGAUGACCCUGCACAACGUGCUCAUGAUGGAGGCGCCCUACGACCUCCUCGAGAAACUCUUCAGAAAGUGCUGCGUCAGGGUCAAGUACAUAAUUGCCGACCAGCUUGCGGUGGAGGCGAAGCAGGAGGACGAGUCGGAGUACGAGGGUGGCGGUGGUGCUUCGUACAACGGAGGGGAAGGCUCUCUCUCACGUCACCAAGCGCGAAGCGCCGUGAGGGGGUGGGUCUACGAGCAAUCCAUCUGUACUCGAGCGGUGUUGGCGGCGUGCGGGAGUCCAAUUUUGUCGGGGCUUUGGGAGGUAAAGGUGUGGGAUAAGGAGGAAGGGGGUUGGUCGUAUGCACACCUCCGUGGUGAUUGUUAGAUGCCGGGUAGUAGACUAGACCUACAGUACGUCCCCUUGAGAGUGUUGCCUUCACGCCGACGGAGAUUUCAAAUCCCCCUUUUAGGCUUGCCGCUGUUCCAUGCUCGUGGUGGAUAAUGGUUCUGAUAAGAAUGCUGCGUGCCGGUUGGGGGCGGGCGGUUACGACUGACUUCGUUUGGUGCUUGCCCACGGCGGUGCAUGUCCUUACCUCCUUCAAUUGCUUUCUUUUUCGUCAUCGGGCUAGAAGCGUGCCGGCUUCCUUCUUCUGUAGGUGGUGCGCAUGCACUCGUCGUUCGUGUGAUACGAUCGUACAGCGCUGCGGCGAGCGAGCCGCGCGACCGGAUCGGAUCGCUCAUUGGGUGCGGUGCUUGACAGGACUUGUCGCCAUCCCGGAGCCAGCAGCAGGCGUGACUGUUUUCGUCCAACCAAGUGAUUGUUUUGGUCCAAUCGAGCAGGAGUGGAUAGAUAGAAUAAUAGCAGCGCUGCUGUGUUGGUACAAGCAAGCUUGACUCGGUUGGUGGAAAAAAAAACGAAACUUUGAAUCACGGACUCAACACGAGAGGUGUUAGGAUCAAUGUUGGCAAGGCGCCCCUGUCCUACCGGCUACUUGUUCUAUCUUGCACCUCUGCGCGCACGAUAUCAGCGUGGUAUUGUUUUCGCCGCUGUUUCGAUUACUACAGCACUGGUUUUUUGUUUUUCGGCGUCGUCAUUGUAUCUGUGGUUGCCUGGUGUCGGUGUUGGUGUUAGUGGUGGUGGGGAUGUGUGUGCGUACAAGUGUAGAACCUUAGCACCACUCUCUACUACUGCUGUGCCACCCUACCUAGCUCUCCUCAUAGAAAUGGGCUUAUUGUGUGACGGCCGACAGCCCGGGAAGAAACGAUGA
This is a messenger RNA of Ectocarpus siliculosus, 4579 nucleotides long. NCBI's taxonomy places the organism in Eukaryota, Phaeophyceae, Ectocarpales, Ectocarpaceae. The record is from the annotation of a GenBank genome assembly.